Molecule: messenger RNA, 510 nt
Organism: Exserohilum turcica Et28A
Lineage: Eukaryota; Fungi; Ascomycota; Dothideomycetes; Pleosporales; Pleosporaceae
Exons: 2
Coding region: 138-413 (91 amino acids)
Source: RefSeq, a predicted model, not a curated record
GUGGCCUUGGGCAUCACAUGCAAAUCAUACGCAUACGCAUGCACAUGGGCGGGCAGCUGGCGAGAUGCUGGCUGACUGCCCUGCACGCCAUCCCAUUCUACAGCAAUAGACUAUCUUUUUUAACUUUGAUAUACACCAUGGGCGCAGGGCUACAGCGGCGCCUGGCGGUCAGGUUACCACUACGUCUUCUGUCACCCGCCAUGGCCGGGCACCAGCCCAUGCACUCGCCCCCUCAGGAGACGCGCUGCCCACGCCCAUGCCGUGCCGUCGCCGAGUGUAAAGAUAAAAUGGAAAAAUGGGAGGCUGUCACUGCGACAGCUCCCCCCCGUCCUGACGCGUCGCGCGUGACAGAAUUAUGUCCCUGCUUUCAGGUCAUCACCGCAUCAUGGAAGCCGCCGAAGCGUCCCUCGUGAUGAUGGUUUUAGAAGAGGAUGGCUCGCUCUGGGCCGGUGUCCGAGUUGCCAGCUGCGUGGGGAAAAAGCGUCGAGCUGGCAGAGAUUUCGAAGUCCG